Polyodon spathula (Mississippi paddlefish) is the source of this 372-nucleotide messenger RNA. RefSeq names its product histone H3.3. Lineage: Eukaryota; Metazoa; Chordata; Actinopteri; Acipenseriformes; Polyodontidae. Gene Ontology annotation, molecular function: protein heterodimerization activity; DNA binding; structural constituent of chromatin. The annotation marks the transcript as partial. The record is from RefSeq and is a predicted model, not a curated record. The transcript has a single exon. Gene Ontology annotation, cellular component: nucleosome.
AUCCCCUAUCAGAAAUCCACCGAGCUGCUGAUCCGCAAGCUGCCCUUCCAGCGGCUGGUCAGAGAAAUCGCUCAGGAUUUCAAGACUGACCUGCGCUUCCAGAGCUCCGCUGUCAUGGCGCUGCAAGAGGCUAGCGAGGCUUACCUGGUCGGGCUCUUUGAGGACACCAACCUGUGUGCCAUUCACGCCAAGAGAGUCACCAUCAUGCCCAAAGACAUCCAGCUGGCCCGCCGCAUCCGCGGAGAACGCGCUUAAACUGCAAAACCCUUAAAACACAAUGAAACCCAAAGGCUCUUUUCAGAGCCACUCACUCCUCUCAAUGAGUUAUAUUCCAUUAGCUUUAAACAAACGUAGCUGUACUGGAUAUGUGUC